Rhizophagus irregularis DAOM 181602=DAOM 197198 is the source of this 390-nucleotide messenger RNA. NCBI's taxonomy places the organism in Eukaryota, Fungi, Glomeromycota, Glomeromycetes, Glomerales, Glomeraceae. The record is from RefSeq and is a predicted model, not a curated record.
UAUUGAUCAAUAAUAGUGAUGACUUCAAUUUAUGUGAAAGACCAAACUGUAGUGAAAUAUUUAAUAUCUUCCUUUCGAAAUAGUGAUAAUGGCAUUCGAGCAUCUUUGAAAGAAGAAUCAAUUUAUCGUCAAAUGUUUGCUUUAAAACCUGAAAAUAUUAACUCCUUCCAAUUAAAAUUAAUACUCCACAUAAUAUUGCCUCAAAACUAUGAUAUCAAUCUUUUCAUUUAUGGAUUGGACGAGGAAGCAGCUAAGAAAAAAAUGGAAGAGAUUUAUGAAAAUGUUUGUAAAGCUAUUCCUUGGGAAGUUACGUGUAUUCGAAGUAAACACUGUGUGACUAUUAUUAGUCAAUAUCUGGCAUAUUCAAAAGAUCUCCGUCAUAUGAAAUGA